Messenger RNA from Penicillium diatomitis, 1110 nucleotides. RefSeq lists its product as uncharacterized. Gene Ontology annotation, molecular function: nucleic acid binding. The record is from RefSeq and is a predicted model, not a curated record. Lineage: Eukaryota; Fungi; Ascomycota; Eurotiomycetes; Eurotiales; Aspergillaceae. Bases 1 to 1110 code for a protein of 369 amino acids. The transcript has 3 exons.
AUGGCCAUUCAUCCCAGAUUGCAUCCCGACGCCUCACAGGGCAGCCUGUCGCCACAGCAGACUUUGGCCAUCUCCACGUGGACCGAACACGCGGUCGCCUCCUUGCAAGAUCUGUCCCUCGCCGAGGGGACCCCCGUUCGAGCCGAUCCGACCUCCGUCCCCUCUCGGCCCAGUAUACGGGGAACGACCGUGUCGUUGUCCAUUCCGAUUGAUGACCAACUUCCAACGGCCUCGGCUGAGGGCAAAAGAGCAGGCGUAGGCGAGUCACGUCCACCGACGGUCAGCUUUCGCCGACGGGAGCCCCUACGUCGGGAUAGCCUGAAGCGACGGGAGGCUCUGCUCAAGGGAAAGGAUGGCAGCCGGAGGCGCCAGCGCUGGGAAAAUGACCGCCUGCUCAACAACCCAUGGGCUGAGCCGCCUGCACCACAUGACUGGUCGAUCCAGCCUACAUAUCCUCGUCAUGACCCGAUGCCAUAUUACCUGGCUCCGCUCUGGGAUAAACACUACGCGAAGAUGGCCGAUCACCACUCUGCUCGCAAGAACGCCCAUACUCCUGCAAAGCAUCGCGUUCCCAAAGAAUUGCGCGUGAAGAUCAAACAUGCCCGUGCUGCGCGUGGUAUGCUGCAAGGUCUGGAGGAUGAUAUCCGCCUGUUUAUCCGUCAGUGGAAUGAUAGGCAGGUCUUCCUAGCCAGUGAAGGGCUGGCUGACGUGUCCGAGACCGAGGUGGAUGACUCGGAGGAUGAGAUUGUCUUUGUGGGGCGUAACGGCCAGAUGCACGAUGCUCCCGAGCGACAGCUGAAGUUGCAGCAGAUGCGGGAGCAGAUGAGUAUGCAUGAUGAGCGAGAUGGCGAGAAGAUGGUCUUUGAAAGUCUCGCUGAAGAUCGCUCUGCUGGCUUUGGUCGCUGGCUCGUUCAUUCCAUUGCUUCCUACUAUGGCCUUCAUACCUGGUCAGUCACUGUGGGAGAGCCCGCUCGACGAGAGGCGUACGUGGGUUUCCGUGCUCCGACUCCGGGCACUCGAGCCGGUCUCGUCACACACCAGACUUGCCUUGCUGAAGAGUUGAUCAAGCCGGGAGAAGAACUUCCCCAGCCUUUGUACGCGCAGGUCUAA